CAGUGCAAGGUGGUUACCAUGGCGACGACAUUGCACACAAACGGAGCAUGUGGCGUGUAUAGACAGCUGUCUUGUGUUGUUUAGUGACCCCAGUCUUACCUCGAUACUGUGCUUUCUAGUUCUUGAAAACGACGUUGUUCGUCGGAAAAGUACAUGGAAAAGUACGACAAGGUGCUGUGUUUGGGUCGGGGAGGAGCAGCAGACGUGUUCCUGAUGAGGCAUGUGGAGCGGAAGAGCCUGCACGCUGUGAAGCGGGUGAAGGUGGAGGACACACGGGCAGCAAAAACACACAGAGCUGUUCUCCAAGAGGCUGACAUCAUCAGGAGGCUGGAGCACCCUCACAUAGUGACAUGUAGCGAUGCCUUUGUGAACCCUGAUGACGGAUUUAUUUACAUUGUGAUGAACUAUUGUGAUGGUGGGACGUUGGAUGACAAAGUGAAACAGAGGGAACCAGGGGAGUUUUUCACAGAGGAUACUGUGAUGGGAUGGUUUGUGCAGGUGACUGUGGCUGUGAAUUAUAUACACACGGCUAAAAUACUACACAGGGACAUCAAAACUUCAAAUGUACUGCUAACAAAGCAAGGUGUGGUAAAGUUAGGGGACUUUGGGAUAUCCAAAGUAAUGACUAACACAGCUGAUAUGGCCUCCACAUGUGUUGGGACACCCAGCUACCUAAGUCCUGAGCUUUGCCAGGAUGUCCCAUACAGCUCCAAGUCUGACAUCUGGGCUCUUGGCUGUCUGCUUUAUGAGAUCUGUGCUCUCAGACCUCCGUUUGCCGCCACAAACCUCCUGAGUCUGUUGUACAAGAUCACCAAAGGAGAGUAUGAUCCCGUGCCUAACACAUACUCGGACAACAUCUCCUCUUCGAUAAAGAGGAUGCUCUGCCUCAACCCAGAAGACAGGCCAAGUGCUGCCUGUAUACUGAGCAGUGCCUAUAUGCAGGAUCACCUCGAGAAUGUCACACACACACAGACUGACUGUGGUCCUGUGACUGAAUCUAAAGGGGAGAGCUGUGACAUUAAUAUAGAAGCAAACAAUACAGACAUUGACACCACACUUGAGCCACAUGAUCUCAGUCAAUCCAACUUAAGGGAAGAGAAACACUCUGUGGAGGGCAGUCUCAGCGAUGAGGAGGAGGAUGAUUGUGAUGCUCUGUGUGUUGGAGGACAAAUCCACUGUGACUGCCACUAUCCUGAGGACUUUGAUGAGGAUGAAAGUUUGUCCUCUCUAGAGGAACACAGUGAACACUCUGGGUCUCCGAUGAGGAGUGAUUCUGCAGCGCACACUGUAUUUCCAGAAGUUCUUGACAUUUCAGAACAAGUUGACUAUCCAGAUGACUUUGAGGAAGAUGAGGAGAGGGAAGACGAUGAGGAUAAAGCAGACUUAGUCCACUCUCCUGCUCUUCAGCAGCCACAUGAUGAUGAGGGCCUGGAGGAGGAGUUUCAGCUCUGUGAUGCUGGAGGAUUGACCAUUACACUGAAAGCAUUGAAGGAAAAGGGCUAA
This is a messenger RNA of Seriola dumerili (greater amberjack), 1503 nucleotides long. RefSeq names its product serine/threonine-protein kinase Nek6-like (gene nek12). The transcript has 2 exons. Lineage: Eukaryota; Metazoa; Chordata; Actinopteri; Carangiformes; Carangidae. The record is from RefSeq and is a predicted model, not a curated record. Gene Ontology annotation, molecular function: protein kinase activity; ATP binding. Gene Ontology annotation, biological process: protein phosphorylation. The coding region runs from base 154 to 1503 and encodes 449 amino acids.